Bombina bombina (fire-bellied toad) is the source of this 485-nucleotide messenger RNA. Its product is annotated as chymotrypsin inhibitor-like. The transcript is spliced from 2 exons. NCBI's taxonomy places the organism in Eukaryota, Metazoa, Chordata, Amphibia, Anura, Bombinatoridae. Bases 96 to 374 code for a protein of 92 amino acids. The record is from RefSeq and is a predicted model, not a curated record.
ACGAAUGUAACGGACCAAAUCAGGUGUAUAAUUACUGUGGUCCCGCUUGUGAAGUAACUUGUGCCAAUCGGCUUAACCCACCCAGGAUUUGCAUAAUGCUAUGUAAACCUGGUUGCUUCUGCAUUCCUGGCUACUUUAAGAACAGUGCAGGAAUCUGUGUCCCUGAAAAAGAGUGUGAUAUAGGAAAAUGUUACAGACCCAAUGAAACAUAUAACAGCUGUGGUAGCUACUGUCCACUGACAUGUGCCAACCAAUUAAGCCCACCCAAGGUAUGCAUUAAAGGAUGUAACCCCGGGUGCUUCUGCAAUGCUGGCUACCUAAGGAACAGUGCAGGAAACUGUGUCCUCAAAAGAAACUGUGAUAAGUAUUACUGAUAGAGGUAUUAACAAAUGAUAAACGAAUAAAGUGCUGUGAUUCCAAAUUGUAUUCAGACUGUAUAUGUAUCUUAUAAGCUGCUCUCUUAAUAAAACAUUUGAUGUAUGUUA